GUCGUAUCUGGAGAAGGAAGUGUAACAAUUAGAUGGAACAAUAGACGAAGAAAUAAUCGAAUAACAUGCAAAAAGGUUCAAUACCUUAAUACCAUAUCAUGAUAGUUGUCGAUGAUAUGGUUUAAACGGGAAAUUAAGGUAUAAACACUCAAGUUAAAGGUAUUAUAACGACGUCGAAUAAUAAUCCACGAUGUUCACAUAUUCGAAAACGAUCUAUCAGUGUAGUGCUAUUACCAAGGAUUAGUUACCUGUUUUAGAAACUGAUUUUUUUUAGCAAUGAACGCAAUAUCAUUCUCCUCAUCACGCAAACAAAAACGUCUGGGUCCUGCUCCCUUCGCAUCAAUGGAAGAUACUUCUACAGAAGAAAAAGGACAGAUGGAGCAUCAGAACAAUCACCAGGCAUAUCGUUCGACAAAUGACAAGUUCUCAAAUGAUUUUCAUCGAACUUCACCUACCAAAUCCUUAGAGAACCCCUCGGCGCUGGCACCUGCAACGCCUCGCAUCGAUAUUAGUAGAGCCUCUUCUCACUCUUCUCAUCAUGAUAGUAGAGACAGCAGCCCCGAAAAUGUGUUCGAACAAGUUGGUACAGGCACCCUUCAAGACUCAGGCGGACUUGGUUUUCGGGAGGAAGACACACUGGAUCUACGGAAUUCUACCGAAGAGCUACAGUUUAUGGAAUCGGAGAAAGGAACAGACGAAAAAGAAAAACCCAAAACGCAAUUAAUGUAUGGCUCUUCGUCAGUACAACGAGCCUCGCCAAUCAUUUGGAAGCUGGAUGAUGCACCAACUACACUGCUCAGCCAAUUGCAGCAGCACCAACAACUUCUUAAUCGUAAAGAUUCCGCUAGUUCGGAGGUAGUAGCAUUUUUAUCCAUCUCUGGUCGCACAAGUCGUCUUUCGAGUGUAGGCAGCCAGGGAUCGGCCAAUAGUAAAUUAUCAGCUACAUCAGCUUUAUCAGGAAUCUCCAGAUCACCUUCGCCACAUAAAAUGCUUCUUGAAACAUCGUUUUGCGGUACAAAGCCAUCGCAAAACUUUGCAGACGGAAGUAUUGCCAGCUCGAGUCUAGAGCCUACUACAGAGAAUGUUUUAGAGCAAGUCAUACUGUCACGUAAGAAGGAUCCCACUGUUGCCGUCCUCGCCGAAGGUGUGCAGCUACAACUACCAAUAGAAGACUCUAUCGCGCAGCAGGCAGCACCAAUCGUCGUUGCGAAUAUUUCUGGGUUUGAACAACAUUCUAACGGGGACGAUAGGCACGUUCGACGCAAAUCGGAUUGUGGCACCGCAACCGUGUGCCUUGAUAUGAUGCCCCAUUUCAAGAUGGGCCAGACAAGCCGAAGUGUCGGGAAUAAACGCAACAUUCCUCCACGGGAUUUGAAAAACUCCAUCAUUGGUGUGAUGCCUAGUGGCACGGAAUACAUUCGAAUUAAGCUUAAACCAGACCAUUGUUAUAGCGACAAUGGCAUAGCGGACAACGAACGUGUCAUUGAAAAUGCAAAAGAAAACGGUGGUUCUGAAUUAGUCAUAACCCAUCACGAGGUACCAAACAUUACUAGGUCACCGUCACCGGCUAACGUGAGUGUUUCUCGCAAGAAUUCGUUUUGCUCGUUGUUUAAGUUUAAAGAAACCACCCCCAUUGAUAAACUACAUGACCUUCAGCAGAGUCAGCAGUCGCGCAAAAAGCGUACCUCUACAACGUCAAACGAAUCAGGUGCAAUUGGUAUCGAUGCGUCCGCCAACUUGACACCUUCGAAACAAAAAUUAGUCCUGAAGAUGUUUAGACCUAAACGUGAUUCAAAGUCGAAAUCACCAUCUCCAAUGGGAUCAGCUUCCGAUCAGUUGUAUGAUGGCGAAGAUAGAGUUGACGUUGGUGGAGAUUACUCUUUAAUAAGCAAUAAGAACACCACGCAAGUUUCUUCCGCGACAACUGGAUAUCGUAGCUGGGGUGGAAAAGCACUAGAUGGACAAAGUAUACACAUUCCGUUGCAUACUCCUCCGGAAGAACGUCGUCCUCGUGAAACAUUACCAAGUUCAGCAGUAAAUGCGAUAUCCACAUCAUCAGUGGCAUUAGAUAGUAUAUCAGUGUCGACCUCGAUAACAUCAAUUCUAAAGAACCCUAAACCGAAAACUGUUCCAAAGCAACCACGUAUUGCUAACAUGACGGUUACGAUACACGAUCGUCCUAAACCGAUGCCUCCCCUCAAAUGCUAUCGCAUUGAUAAUCCCGAUGGCAGCAUACUCAUCCCACUUAAGUCACCAAUUGAAGAUAAAACUAUUGAUUCUCACCACUGGGAAAGUGUUAUUGGAGAGCUAUCUCAACGUAUCGAGAAGCAGACAUGUGAGGAUCGAGAAGAAACUGUAGAUAUAGUAAUCCCUAGAAAGAAAACCAGUAAAAACACUGACCUCAUCAAAACAGGCUUAUUGCUUCAAGAAUAUGAUAUAGAAUCGUUAAAUAGCAAUCAAAAUCGGAUUAAAAAUUCAAUGGUAGCAUCACCACCAAAAUCGUCCUCUCCAAUGCCGCCACCACCACCUCCACCUCUACCUACACUAUCACAACCGUUAUCGUCACAACCCGCGCCUGUGAUACCCACAACUUUUAAACAAGAAGCAUGUGAGGUACAGUCUAAACUAAAAAAAAAUGCAAACCCCGGAAUUGAAAAGCUUGGAACUUUACCGCAACAAGUGGCUACGGCAGCGAAAAUGAUGCAAAAAAAACAGCAACAGCAGGCCUUUUUCCAUCUUCGAAUGAGCUCCGGAAGUGAUGACAAGAUAUUCAGCACUACUUUGAAUGAUUACUCGACGGAGCUGGAACAGCAUACCUCUACUGUUGGCUCAUUACAUAGGUCAACUGAUAACCAUAACAACAUCAGUAGCGAACUGCCCGGAAAAGCGUUUGCCGGUAAUUGUAGUGAUACUCCAAGUGAAGCCCUAACAUCUGUUAGUGUAACGUCAUCUUCACCUCAACAGGUCUCGAAGCAGGAGAGGGGUGAACAGAUUCGGAUCGAGCAACAUUCUAAACUAUGCGAAGGACAUACUCAUCAUAAUACACUCAAUAACUGCAGCGAGGCUGCGACCGAAAUUCCACCGAAAAUUUACAACACUGCCGCCGUCGCAGCACAUCGAAGCACUUGCAUCGGCCCAAGUGAAUGCACUGGUAAUGAUUUUAAACACCAGAACGCUAACCAAUCGCUACAGCAAUUACAGUUUCAACAUCUUCAGUCGACAGAAGAGAAGUAUCAAGAACAUUAUAGCAUUUCCACCAAUAUGAACCUGGCGGAUCGCGUCACUGGAGAGGAAGCGGGAAUUAUGUCGUCUGGAAGUGAAAAGGAUUCUGAAAUCGAUUCGGUUUCGACAGCAGGCCAUCAUGCACUUCACCCCAAUAUUCUAGCGAUUGAAGAUCACGAAAGUGCAGGACUAGUGUUCCAAGAAUCGUUUGAUGAUGAGCUUCCGUAUAUACCGACUACUUUGCCAGAGGAGAGACCGAUCGGCAUUAAACUGAUACCGGCAAAGGAACGCACUCAAAUAGAUGUUAGAACCUAUCACCCACUCGAACGUCCCCGAUCGACCACUCCAAUUCAUCUUGCAUCACUUGAAGCAUAUUGCGAUCGUACACCUGUAGUAGCAGGAAUCGACACUGCAAUGCCGGCUGGAGAACACUCCCUUAACUCAACAGUGAACUGUACAGAAAAACUACUCAUCAGUUUACCGUCAAAAAAACAUAUAGAUACAUACAGUGGCAAAAAGAUAUUUGAACAUCGAUCGUCCCUUGGUUCCAUUACAAUGCCCCUGCAUACAACGUCUUCAGCAACGAAAAAUACUAGUACCGGUGUGGCUGGACGGCGACAGCAUCGUUCAGCAUCAACGACGAUAAAGAGUAGUGUGUUUGCCGAAGAUUCACAAACAUAUACGACACCACCUCCACUGCCUCCUAGAAAAACGUCAGCUACAACAACAACGCCACCCGGUCAAAAAUGGAUCGACGUUGAAGCAAUUCCCGAAAUGCGAAAAGCACCUAAACGUAUCACCGCUAUACCCCAGAAACAGCUACUUCAAAAUUUUCCGACAUCAUCAUCAUAUUCACGUCCCCUAGAAUCAGUACAGGAUGAACAAGUUUACACCUAUGUUAACCCAGAGGAUUGCAAAUGUGAAUGUCACGAUCAUGAACGUAUUGUGGUUUCCACUAGUUCCUUCGAUCAAGAACUAAGAAUAAGUAGCGAACUUGCAGAUAGCAAGGUGGACCACAUUUGUAAACCAUCAUUGCAGCCAUCCUCAUCAUAAAAGACAACAUCCAUUUGCCUUAGCACAUCUGCGAUGAAGAGGUAAUUCACUAAUUGAGAAUUACAGACCCAUCGCGAACAUGUAUUUUGAAAAUAAAUGGUCAGGGUAGAAUUAGCCAAUCAUCUAUAAAGCCAUUAUUCACAAAAUCUUCUCUGCGAUUGAAUGAAAGUUUAUUGUGUAAUAACAGUAAAGCAUUACCACCCUACUUGUAAGUUAGACCGAAGGAGCGGUUUACUAUAAUAUUGUUUUUGUAUAGCCCGUUACUUAUUCAGCCACUAAAACAAAAUUUUAUCGACUCUAUUGGGGUACGCAGAUAAUACUUCUCCCGAAAUUCGAAAAGUUAUACUUAACAUAAGACUACAGACUCGAUGAUGCAGACAAAAAAUCCAAUUAAUCGUCAACUGUGAACAGAGCUAUUAGAACAGGAAUCGAUUUGAACAUAUAAACUCUUUUCAGUAUCACAUUGCACUAUGUAUCUAAACAUGCAUUCCAUCUUUUUUUCGUUUAUCAAACAGAACGGAAUACUAACCCAAGAGCCUAGUUGGUGUGCAACCAAUCCUUACUAUCCAUUAGCGGUAUUCCCGAUAAUUUGCAAUCGAACAGACAUGUAUAGAUAGGAGUCUAGGAGAAUAGCCCUAGCUUUCUUACUUCUCCUAACGGUCAAGCCUGGCGAGGGGCGCCAAAGAUAUCCUGGAUAUGCGUAGGUAAAACAGACCCCUUCUAUCCCGUUUGUCUGAGCCGCAACUUGUGAACGUUGGAACUCCAACCAUUCCAUGCGCAGCAUUGCCAUGAUGUGUUCGACACUAAUCUUUACUGUUUUAAAUGCUCCCCGGCUGCCACACAUUUUCCCUUCUAUGUUACCGACACUUACAUUCUCGCCUAUGGCCGUUUCCAUGUUUUGCCUAGCCUUAUCGAACUUAGUUUAGCCAGUACGGCGACUCAUCAACGGCCACACGGGUCCAUUGGAGUUACUUUAAGAAGAAAAAGUAUAAAGUUUAAGAAGUAAAUGUAAUAUAACCGUGUCCUGUGAGGAACGUUAGGAGGUUCGAUAGGAGUUGAUAUCCCCGUGGCCGUUGCCCGUGGCGAGAUUAGAGAUCUGGUGGGACGUUCAACAUCGGUUUACGUUGUUCUCGCAUUUCCGCGGCCAGCUCUCUAUCGCCUUUCACCUUUUACUUCCCCACUAAUUGCAAUCGUACCACGGCCCUCGAAACGUUCUCUGCCU
Messenger RNA from Anopheles aquasalis, 5497 nucleotides. RefSeq lists its product as uncharacterized. Lineage: Eukaryota; Metazoa; Arthropoda; Insecta; Diptera; Culicidae. The record is from RefSeq and is a predicted model, not a curated record.